Molecule: messenger RNA, 564 nt
Organism: Penaeus indicus
Lineage: Eukaryota; Metazoa; Arthropoda; Malacostraca; Decapoda; Penaeidae
Exons: 2
Coding region: 1-564 (187 amino acids)
Source: RefSeq, a predicted model, not a curated record
AUGCCCGGCAAAGGCCAGCACCGCCAGAUACCUGCAUCCUUCCGGUCUCAGCGGCCUCCCAACUGGCCGCCUGAUAUGGGGCAGCGUGAUCUGUCCCCCCAACACACAUCGGCCCCCUCGUCCAGCGCAAGGCGCGCACACCAGCGCCCGGGCGCGCGCCACAACCACCGGCGCAAAAGGCGGCCAGCGCACGGCUCGUCGCCCACAUCUGCGGCGCCGUGUUUGCGCGGUCCACCUUCACCGACCUCCAGCCGCCCGCCUGACCCCGCGACAACACCACAGGUUUGCGCCCCCGCCCAUCAGCCGCAGCAACAGUCCAUCGUGGGUGGGCCGGUCUUGCCGGUGCCCCGCGUUGAGGUGGUGCCGACGCAGAUCACCGGCACCUCUGCGCGGCAGAUCGGCCGCUUUGGCCAGCGCCCGGGCUGUGGCUGCGCUCAGCGCCCCGAUCGGUUGCCAAAGCCGCGCCGCCAGCGUGGGAUUGUCGGGCCUGUGUGCCAAAACCGGGGCGCGCGCAUCAAUGUCACCUCGGCCAAAUCAAGCGUGUCGUGGAAAAUCAGUCCAUGA